This is a messenger RNA of Nematolebias whitei (Rio pearlfish), 657 nucleotides long. Its product is annotated as fatty acid-binding protein, brain. The transcript is spliced from 4 exons. The record is from RefSeq and is a predicted model, not a curated record. Gene Ontology annotation, cellular component: nucleus; cytosol. NCBI's taxonomy places the organism in Eukaryota, Metazoa, Chordata, Actinopteri, Cyprinodontiformes, Rivulidae. Gene Ontology annotation, molecular function: fatty acid binding. Gene Ontology annotation, biological process: fatty acid transport. Bases 71 to 469 code for a protein of 132 amino acids.
UGAAGCUGUUGAAGCUGCAGCUUGCUCAGAGUGCUGUGGAAAUAACUUGGUCCUUCUGCAAACCGUCACCAUGGUCGACGCCUUCUGUGCCACCUGGAAACUGGUCGACAGCGAGAACUUUGAUGAGUACAUGAAGUCACUCGGGGUGGGCUUUGCCACCAGGCAGGUUGGAAAUGUGACCAAACCAACUGUGAUCAUCAGUCAGGAGGACGACAAGGUGGUGAUCCGCACCCAGAGCACCUUCAAAAACACAGAGAUCUCCUUCAAACUGGGAGAGGAGUUUGAUGAGACCACUGCCGAUGACAGAAACUGCAAAUCCACAGUGACUCUGGACGGGGACAAGUUGGUCCACGUUCAGAAGUGGGACGGCAAAGAGACCAAGUUUGUCCGAGAAAUCAAGGAUGGCAAAAUGAUCAUGAAUUUGACCUUUGAAGACGUCCAUGCGGUGCGCACCUAUGAAAAGGCUUGAGUGCUCAGACCGACAGCAUCCUGAACCGGCCGAUACGUGUUGAUUUUAUAAUUAUUGGGGACCGUUUGCUUCUCUUUGCACUUCAUCCUACUCUGCAUGUAAAAGGCCUGCAAGCUGCACGUGAUUUUUAAAAUGUUUUUUUAUAUGGAUACAUUUCUGUCAGGAUGGAUGGAUCUAUCUUACAAACC